This is a messenger RNA of Fusarium keratoplasticum, 1650 nucleotides long. RefSeq lists its product as uncharacterized. The transcript has 3 exons. The coding region runs from base 1 to 1650 and encodes 549 amino acids. Gene Ontology annotation, molecular function: L-glutamate gamma-semialdehyde dehydrogenase (NAD+) activity. The record is from RefSeq and is a predicted model, not a curated record. NCBI's taxonomy places the organism in Eukaryota, Fungi, Ascomycota, Sordariomycetes, Hypocreales, Nectriaceae. Gene Ontology annotation, cellular component: mitochondrial matrix.
AUGGGCCGGAGACAACUGACCGUCUUGCAUCCUCCAAAGUUCCAGAACGAAAAAUUCCUCGAUUACGCUAAAGGUUCUCCAGAGAGAGCCUCACUCCAGAAGGCCUUGAGACGGCUUAAAGGCCAGAUACCUGUCCAGAUCCCAGUCACUGUCAAUGGAACUACGCUGAAAUCCAGUGACUUUCAAUCACAAGCGAAUCCAUCGAAGCACAGCGAGACUGUAGCUCAGUAUGCCUGUGCUACGCCGGACCAGGUCAAUGCAUCCAUUGAUGCUGCAUUGAAGGCCAAGCCUGCCUGGGAGGCUCUUCCUUUCGAAGACCGCGCCGCUAUCUUCCUGAGGGCCUCGGAGCUCAUUGCUGGUAAAUACCGAUCCGACGUUGUUGCUUCGACCAUGCUUGGUCAAGGCAAGAAUAUUUGGCAAGCGGAAAUUGAGGCUCCCACCGAGACCGUCGACUUCUUCCGUUACUAUGUUCAAGAAGUCUGGAAGCUUUACUCGUACCAGCCGACAGAGCAGCCCGACGGAAACUGGAACAAGAUGGAGUAUCGUCCGUUGGAGGGUUUUGUUUACUCUAUCGCUCCCUUCAACUUCACUGCUCUUGGCGCAACACUUAUCGGGCCGGCUGCUCUGCUCGGUAACGUCGUUAUCUGGAAGCCCUCGGCCUACGCCAUGCAUUCGGCCUACCUCAUCCAUCAGAUCCUCCUGGAGGCUGGACUUCCCAAAGAUGUGAUCCAAUUUCUCCCAGGUGAUGCCGAGGAGAUCACCAACACCGUCCUCAAGCGGCCCGAGUUCGCCGCCAUCAGCUUUAUCGGGUCCACCCAAGUCUUCAAGGGGAUUCAGAAGAAGAUCGGAGACGGCGUGGGCAAGGGCAUUUAUAACUCGUACCCCCGAGUUGUUGGCGAGACCGGCGGCAAGAACUGGGGUGUGGUCCAUCCCUCGGCUGAUGUCAAGAGCGCAGCCUUCCAUACCAUCCGUGGAGCUUUUGAAUAUCAGGGCCAAAAGUGCUCCGCGUGCUCUCGGGUAUACGUUGCAGAAUCCGUCUGGCCAGAGUUCAAAAAUCACCUUCAAGAACAGCUUUCCAAGCUCAAGGUUGGCAACGUGGAGGAGUUCGACAACUUUAUCACCCCGGUUAUUCAUGAGGCCUCAUUCGAUAAACUGAAUAAGGUCAUAGAAGACGCCAAGAAUGACCCCGAACUUGAGCUUAUUGCAGGAGGGAAGGCCUCCAAGGAGGACGGCUACUUUGUUCAUCCGACGGUCUAUAAGACGUCCAACCCGCGACAUGACAUCAUGUCCCGUGAACUAUUUGGCCCUAUCCUAAGCAUUUAUGUCUAUCCUGAUGCCGAGUGGGAGAAGACCCUUGAGCUUGUUGAUACGACUUCGCGCUACGGUCUGACUGGUAGCAUCUUUGCAAUGGACCCAUAUGCAUCACGACAAGCACAGACGAAGCUCAAGCAUGCUGCGGGCAUGUUAUAUAUCAACACAAAGUGCACGGGAUCCGUCGUCGCGCAGCAACCUUUCGGCGGUAGCCGAGAUUCCGGCACCAACGAUAAGACCGGCACUGUUGCUCAUCUUCAGCGCUUUACCAGCGUCAGAUCGAUCAAGGAGGAAUACAAUCCUCUGAACGAGAUCCAGUACCCUUCUAACGAGGUGUAA